AAACCGCUGUUAGUGUUGAUGUUUAUUCAUCGAACUGUCAUUCAGUUUGCAAAUUGGACAAGUUUUUUUUUGAUUAAACGAUGGUUUACAUUCAUUUUCCGGCAAAUUUCACUGAAGAGGAGCUCAUGCUCCAAGCCAAAUACCAGAAACUUAAGAAAAAGAAAAAGGCUUUGCAAGCCCUGAAAGCCCCCAAACCCGAGCCCGAAAAGCCCAUUACGCCUAAACGGCCAGCGGAGGCUCGAGAUGCUCGUGAGGUUGCGAAAAAACUUAUCAAAUCCGGUGCCAUUCCGGCCAUUUCCAAACAACAAAAACAGCCAGAACAGGGCUUUAAACGGCCUAGAGGCUUGGAAAGAAAACUGAUUUCGGAUAAAAUUGUGAGUGGUUAUCAGCCUUUUUCGGCUGUGCAGAUGGACGAUGGGCCUGAUAACCCCGAAAAUAAGCCGCCAAGGAUUAAGAAUUUGUAUGAUACUUUUGCUAAUGCGCGUGAUAGGGAAGAGAGGGGUUUGACUGAGAAACAGAGGGAAAAGCCGGAUAAACCCAGGCAAGGGAAUACGAUUUAUGUGUCAGGGUAUAAGAUAACGGAGGAGUUUUUGAAGAAGCAUUUUUCAACGAUUGGAAAUAUUGUGAAUAUUUCAAUGGAGAUUGAGAAAAAUCGCGGGUUUGUCACGUUUGAUAAGGUGGAAGCCGCCGAACGGGCCAUAGCUGAGAUGGAUGGGAGUAUGGUUUCGGGGAUUCAGCUCAAAGUCACUCUAGCGAGACGACAGCCCCAAAUAGAGCCAAUAAAUGACGCAUCAUCGAGCGCAGCGUGGGCCACUCUAGCGUCAAGUCAUUCUCAAAAAGGCAAUCACAGGGAUAAGAGAAAUUUAGUGUCGUAUGAUGAUAUGUUUGACUAAACUUACGUAAGGUGAUUUAUUAAGAAAAAACCCGCUUAAUUAUAAUAGUAUUAACAAUAAAAAAUUGAAUAAUA
Molecule: messenger RNA, 967 nt
Organism: Tribolium castaneum (red flour beetle)
Lineage: Eukaryota; Metazoa; Arthropoda; Insecta; Coleoptera; Tenebrionidae
Gene: Nelf-E
Product: Negative elongation factor E
Exons: 5
Coding region: 81-893 (270 amino acids)
Biological process (GO): negative regulation of transcription elongation by RNA polymerase II
Cellular component (GO): NELF complex
Molecular function (GO): RNA binding
Source: RefSeq, a predicted model, not a curated record